AUGCAUCUCCCUAACAGCAUCGACGCCCGCUCGGGGCCAGAGAAGCGGUCCGAGCACUGGUCUGACCUGGGCGGCCGAGCGCACUUCAGGAUGACCCCCUCGGCCGCCUCUCCGUCUGGUCUGGUCCUGAGCCACGUCACCCCCGCCGACCAGGGCCUCUACCGCUGUCGGGUCGACUUCGUAGCUUCCCCGACCAGGAACGUUGGUGUCGAGCUGCGGGUUGUAGAUCCCCCUCGUCACCUGGUUAUCCUGGACGUCUCGGGUCGCCAGGUGAACGGACUCAUUGGUCCCUACCCUCUCGGGGACACGCUCUCUCUCACCUGUCAAGUCACGGCUGGAUCUCCACGACCCGAGGUGACCUGGUGGCACGAAGGGUCACUGCUGGACGGCGUGGUGGACGAGGUCAGAGGUCAGGUCACUCAUAACCUGCUGACCUUGCCCAACCUGACCAGGCAGCACCUGCACCGGGUCUUGACCUGUCGAGCAAGCAACUCCAACCUAACUGCCCCUCUUGCUGCCUCCGUGACCCUCGAUAUGACCUUCCCCCCACUGGAGGUGCGACUAGUGGGGAACAACACGGCCGUGAGGGAAGGGGGGCUGUACCCCCUGGUGUGUGAGGCCACUGGGUCCCGACCUCCAGCUAACCUCACCUGGUGGAUCAACGGAGUCCUAACCUCCACCACCUCCACCAGUAUGCAGGUGCUGCAGAAGGGCAACGUGAGCAGGUCGACGCUGCAACUCUCCCCCAGCAGGAGGCAGGACGGAGCCGUCGUCUCCUGCAGAGCUGAGAACCCCAGGGUGCAGGCAGCCUCCGCUCUAGAGGACUCUCGCAAGCUCCUGGUUUAUUACUCUCCACGGAUGCGCCUCCGGCCUGGUAGAAACAUGGACAUGAACAAGAUAAGAGAAGGCGACGAUGUCUACUUCGAUUGUCACAUUGAAGCCAAUCCUCGUGUCCUUAACGUCAUGUGGCACCUUGAUGGCUCGGAGCUAGAGCAGAACGUGCCCCGGGGCGUGAUACAGAGCAACCAGAGCCUGGUCCUGCAGAGCGUCUCCAGAGCCUCUACAGGAACCUACAGCUGCUCAGCUUCGAACCUCCAGGGCUCCGCCACUUCCAACACUCUCAGACUCAACGUUAAGUUCGCGCCGGUGUGCUCGCCGGGACAGAAGUGGGUGUACGGGGGCAGCCGUCAGCAGCCCGUCAACGUCAGCUGUCAAGUGGAGGCCUACCCCGAGGCCAGUAGUUUCCGGUGGGCGUUCAACACCUCCACUGAUUACGUGGAGAUUCCUCCGGAGCUGAUCCACGGGUCGUCGGGGGCCAGCGUGGUCUCUUACACCCCUCAGACGCACCAUGACUUCGGCUCCCUCCUGUGCUGGGGACGCAACGAAGUCGACGCCCAGCGCCAGCCCUGCGUCUUUCAUGUGGUGCCAGCAGGAGUGCCGGAGCCAGUGAACAACUGCAGCGCCUGGCACAACGUGAGUGCCUCAGGCCAGGUGAUGGUAGGGUGCCAGGCGGGCUGGGGUGGAGGUCUCUCCCAGACCUUCACCCUCGAGGUCCGCCAGGGGACCUCUGCCAGCCCUCAGGGCUCCGGGGACCCCGCCAUCAGACCCCCGGGGACGGUCCUGGCCGCUCUGAGAGACCAACUGGAGCCUCACUUCACCGUGACCGGCCUCACGCCUGGCAAGGAGUACUUCCUCGCUGUCAUAGCCUCCAACUCCCAGGGCUCGGCGCCCCCUACUGUCCUCGUCCACCUCACGCCUAUCGACGUGGCAGAGAAGCGCACUAGUGCCGUGGUGGCCGAGGCGUCUUCUGGGGACGAGCUGGAGAAGGUCAUGCCGGUCAUGGGCGCAGUGGUGGGCGUGAUAGUGGGCGUUGUGCUGUGCGGUGUCGCCCUAGUGGUGGGCGUCCGCCUUCGUGCCGCGCACGGGCGCACUCCCGCGCUUACCAGGAUCGUCUACGGUGACCAGGCAGUAGGCGCGGCCAGAGCGCCAGACGAUGGUGGGUUCAUGCAGCAGAAGGAGCAGAAAGGACCAGACAUUAUUCUGGUGAAGGGAGAUUAUAUUGACUCCUAA
Procambarus clarkii (red swamp crayfish) is the source of this 2070-nucleotide messenger RNA. Lineage: Eukaryota; Metazoa; Arthropoda; Malacostraca; Decapoda; Cambaridae. The record is from RefSeq and is a predicted model, not a curated record.